Molecule: messenger RNA, 2640 nt
Organism: Saxophila tyrrhenica
Lineage: Eukaryota; Fungi; Ascomycota; Dothideomycetes; Mycosphaerellales; Extremaceae
Gene: SEC10
Product: Exocyst complex component 5
Exons: 1
Coding region: 1-2640 (879 amino acids)
Biological process (GO): exocytosis; Golgi to plasma membrane transport
Cellular component (GO): cytoplasm; exocyst
Source: RefSeq, a predicted model, not a curated record
AUGUCGCUGCGGGCCAAUGCCGACACCGCCUCCAUCCUCAGCUACCAGUCGCGCGCCCCUACAGUAGCCACCUCGCGCAAUGCCCAGCUCUUUACUCUCGACACCUUCAGCAGCAAGGACUUUAUAGUAAAGGACUUCAUCGAGACACUCUCCGAGAAUGCGCAGCCUACGCGCCGCUCCACGGGGCAGUCGACGAACCAGCAGACGGCAUUCGACCCGAAACCGCUCAUUCGUACAUUCGAACAUGCUCUGUCGAGGCUCAAGACGCUCAGCGAGGACCUGGAGCUACGAGAAAAUGAGCUGAGCGGGAGCGUAAGACGGGCUGAGGGCCAGCAUAAUUCCAACAUCAAGUCGCGCGAGCGGGAGCUUGAGCGGGCGAUAGACAACUUCCACCGCUUGGAAAGGACACUGGACGGGGAGGGAGAUGCUGGUGGUAAUGUUGCUAUGCGGAUAGGCGAGAGGCUAGAAGAGCUGGAUAAGCAGAGGCAACGGGCGCAGGACGCCAAGUUUGUACUGCAAUGCUGGUUGGAAGUAAGCGAGAGGGGUGAUUUGGCAAUGCUGGAGGAUGUGAGGAGGACGGGCGGCGGAGAUGGAAAGGUGCGCUGUGCGCAUAUUGCUCGCCAACUGCUACGGAUAUCGCAUCGACUGGAUCCAUCUGGAAACAGGAACAGCGGCAAUCCUCAGACGAACGGUGUACACUUUUCCAAUGGCGUGAACGGCGACCAUGAUGAAGGCUACCAAAAUGGCUACUCAAGGAGCAGACGUGGUGGCCAGCAGCCUCGCGAGCUGAUUGAGAAGUUUUUGGAGAAGUUGGAGAAGGAUCUAUUGAAAUCCUUCGAUGACUUUUAUCGAAGGCAGAACUAUGAUGGCAUGCGAGAGUGUGCCCUAGCGCUGCGCGACUUCAGCGAUGGCAACAGCGUCAUCAGUCUCUUUGUCAACCAGCAUCAGUUCUUCAUCGACCGGGCCCAACUUGUAACGGAAGACUUGGCCACAGACACCGACAUCUGGGAUCGGCUUGCGGAUCCAGAUACAGAGCCUCCGGGAGUGGAACCAACCCUUCAGAGUCUGAUAGAUGAAGUCAAGAUUGUGACUCAGGAGGAAAGCUAUAUCCUCAAGCGAGCAUUUCCGUACUAUGAGGAAGUGCUGACUCGCUUCGUUCAGCGAGUCUUUCAGCAGAGUGUGCAGCAACGACUCGAGAUGGUGCUGAAUAAGGCGGACAGCAUCUCAAGUUUAGCAUUUCUGAGAGAACUUCAAGCAUGCAGAUCGUGCAUCGCAGGACUAGUGGAGGACCUUAAAGCCCAUGGCUUGACUGAACAUCCAGAGCCGGCAUCUUCAGUCAUUGCGGCUGUGCUCGACCAGCAGCUGGACGAACUCUUCGUGCCUUACUUUACGGGCUCAUCUUACAUUGAGCGGGAGAAGCGCAACCUUGGGGAGCUGUUCGAGGGUUUGCUUUUCAAAUUCACCAUGUACCACUCGCGCAGGCGGAAGAUGAAUGCUUCGAGCAACGCGUAUCUUGCACGUGGGAAAGAGUUGAUGAGCAACGUAAGGGAGAAUUACAUUGACAGACUCAAUAACAUGGAUCUACCGACUGGUCAGAAAGCGAUCAUGCUUCGACUAGCUGGCAUGCACGACAAAGAGCAGUCGACUACCCAGAAGGAGAUCGACAUCACUGAGGAGGAUGGCCAGCUCAGCCUACCGUACACGAAGCGAAUGCUGAAAUGGCUCGCAGAAGGCGUGGGACGAGGUCUGGAGCUUGCGGGCGGCAGCAACGAGACUCCGAAAGAAGUGCAGGAACUACUUCAUCUCCUCAUUGCCAAUAUGGGCGAGAUCUACCUCGAAACGGCACUUGACGCAAUGUCCGACGCAGCCACGACCGCCGAACAAAACACUCGAUCAGAACCUGACCUCAACUACAUCGCCGAUCUACGACCAGCCAUCAGCGUGCUUCACCUUAUGCUCACCACCAUCCAGCUACUCCUCCUCCCACUGGCAGCAAGCAACCUCACCAUCCGCCGCGACCUCGAAAAGCAAACCUCCACCUUCAUCACCCGCAUGGAAACCAAAAUCGACAGCAUCCUCCAACGCACCAUCGACGCCGCCCUAUCCUGGACCGCACGUCUCCUCUCCCAACAGAAAAAGACCGAUUUCCGCCCCAAAGACGACACAAACCUGCAGCUCGACCGGCUCCAAACGCCCACUUGUCAAAGCAUCUACACCUUCCUCUCUCGCCUCCACACCCGCGCCCGCACCGCCCUGUCCGCCGGCCGCGUGCUCGAAUCGUUCAGCCUCGAACUCGCCGUCGGCGUGCGCACAUUACUCCUCAACCACUUCAAAUCCUACCAAGUCUCCCCCACUGGCGGUCUGAUCGUGAGCAAGGACAUCACGCGCUACAUCGAGCUCUUCAAGGCCUGGGAUCUGGAUGCGAGUUUUGAGCCCAGUCUAGAGGUGUUGACGGAGAUUGCGAGUAUUUUCGUCAUUGGGCCGGAGGCGCUGCGGGAUCGAUUGAGGAGUGUUGGGGUGGUGGGACAGGGCACCGCGGCGGGUCUGGCCGGGGUGGAGAAGGGGGAUUUGAGGCCGUAUGUGUUGAGGAGGGAGGAUGCGGGGACGGUUGGGGUGCAGGCUGUGCUGAGUGGGUUGUGA